CCUUUAGGCCGCUUUUAAUGGUUCUUUCCGACCUCAGUUCUUCUACUUCUUCCUCUCGUAGCCCGCCGAAAUCGCCAUAAAGUUCAUUUUGGCCGAAGCUGCCAAAGCCACAAUAAGGCCAGUCCAUUCCAGCCGAGGUGUGAAGCGAUAGUUAUCAACUGUAUCGCAGGUGUUUUGUUAAAAUUACACAGCAAUACUCAACCGUCAUCCUUUGUAAACUUUCCCCACUUCAGCUCAUCAAUAAAAAGCAUAGCGAAGUUGUUGAAAAUGAAGUAUAUUUUAUAGUUGCCAAAAUACAACCAUAUUUACUACAUUUUGCAAAUCAAUAUUCGCACGCUUUUUAUUAUGACGACGGCUACCCGCCGCUAAAAAAGUCGCCGAUUGCCCGGGUACCAAAUAGAUGGUACACAGUGGACUUUGAACGCACCAACAAUCGAAUAUGGUACUAAUUAUUGGUCCCAGUUUAAUGAUGGGUCGAUUUGCAAAAUUACUACGGGUUUUUAACGCCCGAUCGCUUCAUAGCGUAAGUUUAUAGUAUAUGUUUAGUAUUGUUUACUAGUCAUUUGCAAGAAAUUUUACGCAUUUUUAUACCAAUUUAGUAACUUGGUAUGACGUCAUUGUUUACAAUAUCAAGAAUUAUAUAAAACAAUAACAGUGUUGCAAUUCGAUUAUUGUUAUGGUUAUAUUUCGUAUUAAAUGUAUAACCUUACAUUUUUGGUAGAAAUAUUUAUUUGUGUUUUACUCAACUAGAUAGCUCUAUCAGUUCUAAAACCAGUAAGGAUUAUCUGUUACUGGCAGGGACGCCGGAACUGGGGGGGGCAGGGGGGGCGGCUGCCCCCCCUGCCUUUUGCUAGGGGGGCAGGGGGGGCAGAAGUGCCCUUUUAGUUUUAAAAAAUUACGUGAUAAAUCACAUUUAGAACAAUGGUUUUUGUCCGAAAAUUAUGAGAUUCAGACAUUUACAGUUUAUAUUUCACUUAUGGUAUGUCCGGAAAAAAUUUUUGACCCCUAAAAUGGUACACUGACCGAAAUUUUUUUCACACAAGCCUGAAAUAAUAAGCCAACUAAAUAUUGCAAAAGUCAAACCCUAUUCACAAAGUUGAAAUAUAUGUGCAUGCAUUGACCACACCCUUUUAGCCCUUCUGGUCACCAGUGUGCAAGCAAAAUACUUAAUACUAGUAAACAAUACCACAAAAGUAGUGGUGUAGCUUGGCUACACCAGUGUGUGGGUUGUUCAUGCUGCUUCAUUGACUAAGGGUGCAUCAGUGUUACACAAACAAUUGGACAAACAGAAAGAAUUAAACUUUUACCGCUGUGUUUGAAACAGGAUAGCAUUCGCAAUGGCUUCAGAGGGACAGUUGCAUGGUAGGUAAUUUAUUCUUACAUUAAAAUAAUUACUCUACUAUGUUCAAGAACUUAUCAUGAUGGUAAAUUUAAUCUCAUAAUGCAAUAAUAUCUCAUUAUAGGACUCCAUUGAUUAGACUAAACAAGCUCAGUGAAGCAACAGGCAUGUGGUAUUUUAAUUAUGAUAAAACAAGAAUCCUUUAAUGUACAAGGAUGGAUUUACUGCAGUCAUCGAUCUGCACCCCCAUUCUUUGCUUCACCAAUGAGGGUGCUAGUUUCUAACUAUUUUAAGCCUUUUCAGAUCUCCUGGACUAUAUCUAGGCAAAACUGUUCCGGACUUCAAAUUAAAGAUAACCAGCUUGGCCAAUGCCCUUAGCCCUCCCUGCAUUGGUUGCACUCCACCCUAUAUUACAAGUCCCUGUUUGGCACCCUGUACAGUUUAUGAGAUUCAUCCAUGCAACCUAGCUAAGUUGAUCAAAUUGUUUGUUACAGGAUGUAAUAUUAUGGUGAAAGCAGAAUUUUUAAAUCCAAGUGCAUCUGUGAAAGAUAGAGCAGCUUUAUAUUUAAUUAAAGAUGCUGAGGAAAAAGGUUUUGAGAUCUGAUCUAUUAAUUACAAUAAAAUUUCAAAAUCUGUCAAAAUUCAUUGGGCAAUACAUGAAUUCUAGGGAGAACAGUUUAGAACUGAUAGAGCUUAAUCCAGUCCAAUCCAAAUAUAAUUCGUUUAGUUAAGUUUAAUAAACUGAGGGAACAGACUGUUGAGAUCCUUGCUCUACUUCUUGUGUGUAUUGCUUAACAAACCUCAGUAAUCGCAGUAUAAUUCUAUCUUGUAUAAAAUGUCUUUACUGUAGGGUUAUUAGAACCAGGUGGCACUGUGGUUGAAGGAACUGCAGGGAAUACUGGUGAGAAAGUUUCCUUGGUUAUCUUGACAUUGCUAAUCAGGGCUGUCGCUAAGGGGCGGUGUUGCGGGUGUGACACCCCCGUUGAAAACAAUAAAGUUGUGAAAAUGAUGAAGUUGUCUCUUCUGCCCCUCCCCCAACACAUAUUUUGGAAAAUUUGGUCGCCAAAUUUUUAGUUAUGUCGGCAAAUACAAUACCCCCCUAAACCUCUUCACAACGACCCUGUUGCUAAUUCUACCUACCUGUAGCUCUUCUUAACUCUUAUGCAAUUUAUCAGGUAUUGGUCUUGCUCAUAUGUGCUUAGCAUCCGGGUACAAAUGUGUCAUUUAUAUGCCUGAUACUCAAUCACAGGUGCGUAUGUUUCAGGCGUGAUGUUAGUUUACAUUGCCGAUCGAAGAGAGGAUUUGUGUAAUAGAGACUGAACUACGCCUUCAAUGUUUAGGAGAAGAUAGACAUGCUAAGAGUUCUGGGUGCGGACGUCAGACCAGUACCAGCGGUAGCAUAUGAUAAUCCGAACAAUUACAACCAUCAGGUAUAUUGGUUGGCAAUUUAUUCAAAGAUUUUCCCUCAUAACCAAUUGAGAAUUAUAGGGUUUUUUCAAAGAAUGAUUUAUAAUUAUUAGAGAUUUUAUAAUUUGCAGAGAAUUGACGCGAUGACACAGGUCAUAUAUACGCAGUGCCGAAAAUUGGUACAACUAAUUUUGGCGGCAUUUUGCAUCAGGCAUAGCGCUCAUGUAAGGAAGCAAAAAACAAUCUUAUGUUUUGUCAUAUAUGUUGAAGAUUACCACAAACUGAUACAAACAUAGUUUGUAAUCCAGUCCCCCUGGUAAUCCAGUCCCUCUGGAAAUGGUUCUGGGAACAAGUCAUGCCCGGUUACCAUUUUCCUGGUAAGACGAGACGGGAAAGGCAAGACGGAACCAGUUAAAACUACGGGAACCCGGAAAAAUGUUUAAGUUACCAGAAUAUGAAGGGGGUGGAUUAAACACGAAGAAAACGAAAACAACUAGGUGAAUUGAGGGGUAAAUAGAUUAACUAAAUUGCAGUACCCACAUGCCAGAAUAUUGGCAGAAUGGAACAGAUGAUCUGCUAGAUUUGCCGAGCAUUUAAAGGCGAAUUAUCAGACGCUCUAUAUUUUCAGUUUGUCCAAUCCCUUGACAGAUCAUUCGUCUCCGAUAGAACUGCAUGUGUGUUUUUUCACUAGGCAAAAAGAUAUGCAGAAAGUUUGGACAACGCAAUCUGGACAAACCAGGUAGUUGCUAGUCAAAUGCUUAUAAAUUGCAAAUCGCCAUCUUACGCAUUACAAUAAUAUAGGCGUAUUUUUCAAACUAUAGUUCGACAACACAGCGAAUCGAAGAGCGCACUUUGAGACUACAGGUCCUGAAAUAUGGCAGCAAACGGAAGGCACAGUGGAUGCAAUCACAUUUUCAACGGGAACCGGUGGAACACUUGCCGGUAGACAUGGAUAUAAUGUUGAAGGGAGUUGGAAAUGGCAUUUUUUUACUUUUAUUGUGAAAAUGCAACAAUACGACGGCCUAUAUAUACAGUAGUUAGUCCUGAGUCCCAAAAUAUGGAUGAAUGUGUUGUAAAUCACUCUUUGCAAAUGACUCUGUACCCCUUAUAUAUCUGAAGACUGGUUCAGGGCCAGAUUAACAACAUCCAAGUUGAAUGGUUACGCUGGUAAUAUUCAAAGGCAUAAACCAUCCAAGUUGAAUGGUAAUGCCGACAAUAUUCAAAGUAUACCCAGGCAACUUUUCAAUUUACGAAAUAUAACAGGAUUUGCGAGUCAUUCUGAAUUCAGUGUUUAAAAUGUCGUGGGGGAGGGGGUUCAAGGGGCCCCGCGCUGAUAAUAUGCCACGGGUCCCGCGAAACAGCGGUAUACUAAAAAGGCGUUGUAUGUUGUACUAUUUUAAGGUUCCGGUAUGUUUCUGAAAACGAAGAAUCCUGGAGUAAAAGUGAUUAUUGCUGAUCCCCCGGUAUGCAUUGCCUUCAUAAACUGAUCAAGAUAAAUAAAAAAAAAAGUUCACAUUUUAACCGUGCGUCUUUAUAACAAUGGUUUUUAGGGCAGUGUGUUAUAUGAAUAUUUCAAAAGUGGCAAAUUAGAAAGAACUGGCGAUGACUCGAUAACAGAAGGUACAUUCCUCAUUUGGGAUCGUUUAAUUUCACAUUGUAUGUGAUUCACGUGAUUUAAGAUUCCUUAGCAUGAUGCAAAUAUAGAAUCGAGGAGUGAUUACAUUAUGGAGCUGGUUGAUUUAAUUAAACUGUGCUGUAGGUAUUGGGCAAGGACGAGUUACUGAAAAUAUGAAAGGCGCUUUUGAAAAAGGUAUUAUCGAUGAUGCUGUACAUGUCCCGGAUAGAGACUCUGUUGAAAUGGUAAGAUAAAUUAAUGUUUGUUUGUUUGUUCGUUCGUUUGUUUGUAAGUAUAGGUUUUUAUAUCCUAUACGUACCAGAUUUUUAUAUAAUCUCUUCUGACUGUUUGAGGUGUUUUAUCUACUUCACGAAGAAGGCUUUUUCGUCGGUGCAUCUUCAGGAUUGAAUGUGGCCGCUGCCGUUCAGGUAUUGUUACAAUUACAGCAUAUAUUGUUACAUUUGAAGUGUCAAGUCUAAAAGCACUGUUUCAAUUGAAUUAUGCUGAAAUGUUGUUACAUAUUCUAUGUGUUUUUUUGUACCAGGUUGCUAAUCAUCUCGGUCCAGGACACACAAUCACGACAUGCUUGUGUGACACAGGUCAAGUAAGUUGUCUAGAAAUAUUAUUGUUGUACCUAAUAUGAAGCCUCCGUCAAACGAAGAUGUUUGAUCGCCAACUCGCAUGCUCUCGUAUCAACUUUGUGCACUGCUUCAAAUUUUGAUGAGAGAUUUUGCUAAACUCUUCUUUUCGUUUGGCCGUGGCAUGAGAGUUGAGAUAACUCUCAUGUAAACUCUUGCUUCUCAACUCUUACCCUCGUUCGACCAGGGCCGGUUGUUCAAAGCGGAUUAGUUUAACCCUGGGUUAACCUAAAAUUUAAAGGAAACUUUCUGACAGCUUGUCUAUACAUUUGGAAAGAUUUCUUCAGAAAUCGUGUCUGGAUCAAUAGGAGUUUACUUGUCUGAAGUUUUGAAAUAAACAGACGUGCAGAAAUACAUAAACUAAAACAGCAAGUUAAAUUUUAACCCAGGGUUAGCGCUAAUCCAGCUUUGAACAACCGGCCCCAACAAUCGUUACUGGGCUUAACAAUCAUGUGUUAUAACGUUGAUUGCUUACACUUGUUCUGUUUUUCAGCGCUACUAUGCAAGAUUGUUCAAUAGAGAGUGGUUGCAAGAGAAAGGUGCGUAGCCUGUACGCUGAUAUAAAUUCUCCUAGAGAUCAUGACUCGGGUUUACGGAUGGAAAACGUAAAACUUGUUGUCUAUUCCAUACAACGUAUAGAAAUAAGAAACCAAGGGGGUGUUUUCACAGUAUGUAAUUUUAUUUUUCUCAUUUCAAGGACUCUUAGAAGCGAUCCCAGAGAAAUAUCGACACGCCCUUCAAUGAUCAGAAAGAUUUCCAAAUUCAAGGAACAAGACCUCGUGAUGUACUGUAGUUCUGUUUGAAGGAAGUAACACGCAAACAAACAUUCAAACAUCUGUCUGUAACAAUUUACUAUCUAAUUCUAACAGACAGUCUGUUAGAAUUAGAUAGUAUUUAAAAUGGAGCCAUGCAUGGAUAUAAUUUUGACGAUGUAGUUAGUUUUUCACUUUAAUUUGCUAUGCAGAUGAAUUGUACUAGAAUAUUCUGAUUUUGAUAAUUAUUAAUGGCUGAUUUAUUAAAUAAACAAUAAUUGUGAC
Paramuricea clavata is the source of this 6036-nucleotide messenger RNA. Lineage: Eukaryota; Metazoa; Cnidaria; Anthozoa; Malacalcyonacea; Plexauridae. The record is from the annotation of a GenBank genome assembly.